CUCCAGAGGUCAGCAAUCCGCACUGAGCUCCUUAGUCUGGGGCCUGCCCAAUGGGCAGAGAGGACAAAGCCCUCUGACAGCUAAGAAUCAGAGCCCUGGGCACAGGGCAGCAGCUCUUUCUUUCUCACACACACACACACACACACGCACGCAUACAUGCAUGCAUGCACACAUACACUCAGAGCACAGGCCUCAUGUGGGGCUGUCCCAGGAGGGUCCUCACACAGAAGGGCACAGGGUAGUGGGGAGGGCCUCCCAGGGAGAGACUAAUGGCCCAGAGGCAGGAAGGGAGCUGUGAAGAGUUCAACUGCAAGGGCAGCAGGGCAGAGGCCAGGGCCACUGAGGCAAAUGCAAAACAGCGGUUCUCACGUUGCCAGGCAGCCUGGAGGGGCUCGGAGAGGCCACCAUGUAGCCCCAUUCCCCUCUCCUGCCCACCUUCCAGGGGUGCUGCUCCUGUUGGCUUGGCAACUGUGCUGUUGAUGGUCCUGGGCCUCCUGCUGAGUCCCUCCCUGCCCCACGCCUGCCCCAUGCAGGCUUGGAAGCCUUGGUGGAGAAGCCUGGGACAGCCUCAGGUGCCUGCUGAGUAUGUGAUCCUCAGGGACAGCCUCCCGUUCUAUGAAGACCUUGGCCCUUGGGGAUCUGGGGAAGGAGCUGACUCUGAGAAGGCCAUGAGCCGGGGCACAGGGGAGCCGCUCCUGUCCCAGACCCUGGAGGACUUCAGCGUCCGCACACUCUAUGACAAGCUCGAGGACCAGAACCUGCAUGUUGCGUCCCAGCUGAGCAAGCACAGGAGUGAUGCCCUGGACUUCUACAGGGCCACUGCCCAGCAGCUCCAGGGACUCCAGGACUUUCUGCAGGCCUCAGCAGGACUGAGCUGCAAGCUCUGGGCAGGGGUGGAGACCCUGAGACAGAUCCCAAAGCCACUGCCAGGGCAAACACUGGGCAAAGCCAGGAACCAUGGGACGGCCACACUGCAGCUUCUCAAAGGGAGUGCCAGCAGCCUCCUCCAGAGAAAGAUAAGGCAGGUGGAAGACGCUUUGGAGGCACUGAAUGAGGAGUUCUUCCAGCUCACUGUUCAAGCCUUGGAGCUCCAGAAAGAGGAGGAGAGGCCAAACCCACUGCCUCCAGGUGAAGGUGGCAUGCUUGUGGUGGCUCCCAGCAUCUUCCCUUGUGAGUGGCAGGAAGACAGAUCUAACCCACAGGAGGCAGGUGGCCCAGGUGGAGAGAAGCUGGGAAUCUGGGCCCUGAAGAGUGACAAGGCUCUAGAGCUGGAAGUGAGGAGAGUUCACCUGGCCCAGAGGAUUGAGGACCUGGAGUGGGACCUGUCCCUGCUCCUCCAAGUGGCUGCUGGCAGCUCAAGUGCAGGAGGGAGUUGGUCCAGCCAACACGCCAGCCCGGGGAGCACUGAGACACACGGGAUGCUGCAGUGGCCACCUGUGGGAGGUGUCUUCUCCACUGGGAACACAGCCAGGUUCCCCUGGUAGGAAUGAAUGGGCACCUGAGCUCACAAUGUGUGCUGAGUUUAUGAUAUGCUCCUGCAGGGAAUACUUGGAUUUCUUUCAGAGUCUGGACCUCAGCUUGUGCUGCAUUCUGUCUUUGAUCCUUUGGGGU
Symphalangus syndactylus (siamang) is the source of this 1611-nucleotide messenger RNA. RefSeq lists its product as uncharacterized. The record is from RefSeq and is a predicted model, not a curated record. Lineage: Eukaryota; Metazoa; Chordata; Mammalia; Primates; Hylobatidae.